AUGGGCCUGCGCGCGCGUCGGCGCGCUCGACGCGGCGCCGCGGCGAUCGCGCGCGGCGCCGAGGGCGGCGCGCGCGCGCUCGAGCGCGCGCUCGCCGCCGCGACGCGGCCCGUCGCCGCCGGGCUCCCACUCGCGGGCGAGCUCGAGGCCUUCGCGCCGCGCGGCGCGCGCCGCGGCGACGCCGCGGCCUACGCGGGCGUCCUCGGGCCACCCGCGGAGCUGGCGACGCGCGCCGGGCUGCCGCCGCUCGACCAGCUCGCGUGGUGGCGCUUCCUCCUCCGCCACCGCGGCGCCGUGCUCCUGCCCUUCGUCGACGCCGAGCGCAACGCCGUCACGUUCAUCAACGACGCGCGGGGGCCGGCGCGGUCCGGGCCGCCGCCGGCCGGCGCGGCGGCGGCGAACGUCGAGUUCGCCGAGGUGGGCGGCGUCGUGGCCGUCCGCGCGCUCGAGGACAUCGCGCCCGGCGCGGCGCUGCUCAUCGACUACGGCGACGCGCCCCGCGCGGCGCGGCGGGCCCUCGCCCGGCCGCCGCUCGCGCCCGCGCUCGUCGACGCGCUCCGCGGGGAGUUCGGCGACCCCGCGCGCGCGCGGACGCGGCGCGCGGACGCGGCCGCGCCGCGCCUGCUGGACCCGGCCCGCGCGAAGCGGCGCUCGAACGCGCGCAUGGGGGCGAAGACGAACGAGAGCUUCUCGUCCUUGUACGCGCGGCCGGAGCCCGGGCCGAACCGCCGGAACGCCCGGCCUGGCAAGGUCGUCGGCCUGGUCUUCGGGGGCUUCAACGAGUUUUCCGAGGACGUUCACGGCCUGCUCGCGUUCGCCGCCAAGUCGCUCGCCGAGAAGGUGAGCGCCGAGGACGGCUUCAUCAGCGUCGAGCACGCGGAGGCCAUCUGCCUCCAGCGCUUCGUCCGGCGCCUGGGCGUCGUCUGCGCCCGCGAGAACGCGCGCCUCCGGCUCCGCGGCCUCACCUUCCUCGACACGCACGGCAAGGUCCGCCCCUACAUCAAACCCUACUGCGAGCGGCACUGGCGCCUGCGCCAGGACGCCGCCGUCCACUGGCGCCUCCGGCGCCUGUGA
This is a messenger RNA of Aureococcus anophagefferens, 1074 nucleotides long. Its product is annotated as expressed protein. The transcript has 4 exons. The record is from RefSeq and is a predicted model, not a curated record. The coding region runs from base 1 to 1074 and encodes 357 amino acids. Lineage: Eukaryota; Pelagophyceae; Pelagomonadales; Pelagomonadaceae.